Molecule: messenger RNA, 5226 nt
Organism: Mauremys reevesii (Reeves's turtle)
Lineage: Eukaryota; Metazoa; Chordata; Testudines; Geoemydidae
Gene: CDC50B
Product: transmembrane protein 30B
Exons: 1
Coding region: 40-1086 (348 amino acids)
Biological process (GO): phospholipid translocation
Cellular component (GO): Golgi apparatus; endoplasmic reticulum; plasma membrane
Source: RefSeq, a predicted model, not a curated record
CUGAGGCGGGCCGGGGCGCUUCAGCGGAGCGCGGGCACCAUGGCGGGCGCGGAGCCGGCCGCCCGGAACAAGCCGGACAACACGGCCUUCACCCAGCAGCGCCUCCCGGCCUGGCAGCCGCUGCUGUCGGCGGGCACGGCGCUGCCGCUCUUCUUCUGCGCGGGCCUGGCCUGCCUGGCGCUGGGGCUGGGGCUGCACUUCUCCUCGGACACCAUCCGCGAGCUGGAGCUCGACUACACCGGGGCGCCGGGCAGCGGCCACAACUGCUCCCGCUGCGCCAACGCCAGCCUGGCCGGGGCCGGGGGCUGCACCUGCUCGGUGCGCUUCGAGCUGCCCGAGCGCUUCCCGGGGCCCGUGUGCCUCUACUACCAGCUCUCCAACUACUACCAGAACCACCGGCGCUACAGCGUCUCCCGCGACGACCUGCAGCUCAGCGGGGACGCCUCGGGGCUGAGCAACCCGGCCACGGAGUGCAGCCCCUUCCGCACGGACCCCCAGGGCAUCCCCAUCGCCCCCUGCGGGGCCAUCGCCAACAGCCUCUUCAAUGACACCUUCGCCCUCUACCACCUGGCCAACGGCACCUUCUACCCCGUGCCCCUGGACAACCGAGGCAUCUCCUGGUGGACCGACUCCAACAUCAAGUUCAGCAACCCCGAACUCAUCAAUGGCAGCCUGGAGGCCGCCUUCAAGGGCACAACCAAGCCUCCCAACUGGCCCCAUGCUGCCUACAUGCUGGACGAGGGCAACCUCAACAAUACCGGCUUCAUCAACGAGGACUUCAUCGUGUGGAUGCGCACCGCGGCUCUGCCUACCUUCCGCAAGCUCUACCGCCGCGUGCGUGAGGGCAACUUCUCCUCUGGCCUGCCCCAAGGCACCUACCGCCUCGACAUCACCUACAACUACCCCGUCCUCUCCUUCCAGGGCACCAAGAAGGUCAUCUUCAGCACUGUUUCCUGGAUGGGUGGCAAGAACCCCUUCCUGGGCAUUGUCUACCUGAUCUUCGGCUCCGCCUGCAUCCUCACUGGCUUUGUCAUGCUGGCUGUGCAUAUUAAGUUCCAGAAACAAAACCAGAUGGAUGUGGAAUAGAGAGAUGAAGUCCAAAUGUCAUCAAACUUCGGAUCUGAAGCUCAACUUCCUCCAAACUUUGCUGCUAGCAUCCGGGCCUUAUCCUUCUCUUUCACUGUUAUAAUUCUGAUCUCAAUGGGUUUGCUGUCAACUCUCACCAGUGUAAGUGAGAGCAGAAUUGGGCCUUCCAUGUCUGUAAUGGGCUGAAUGAAAACCUCCUUCUCCUUGCCACAAAACUAUGGGAAAGUUCAAAUCUGAUUAAAACUUUACAGCUCCAACUUAUUCAGACUGAGCAUCACUUGGUGUAUUUAUCUGUGCACCUAAAGGAUCACUGUCAGAUUUUCUUUUUGCCCAACACAAUUACCAAUGUUUUUAAUGACACCACAAACUUUUUUUUUUAACAGUGGAAGAAUUUUAACCUGUUUUUCUUCUUCUAUCCUUUUCCUCUGGGUUUAACUUCUGUUUUUCUAGCCGCUUUCUACCAAUGAAAGUGAAGCUUGCUAGUCUCUGUUUAUUGAUAGAUUGUAGUCAAUUGCAUAUUCAGGUUACCAUGCAUUAGCACAAUGGCCUGCUGUUUGAAUUGCAAACUUUGAAGUGGAUUGUCUUUAAAAUCUAAUAGUAUCAUUUAAUAAUCUUAACAUUUCCAUUAGGUCUGACAGGAUUUUCACUGGACCUGUAUUUGGGGCCUAAGUUAUUGGUGCCUUUUUCUUUAAAGUUGUAAAAGGGACAUUGGGCAAUAGCUUAGCAAGACCAAAGAUCUAUAAGAGAUAAUUUUCACAGUGAUGAGUGCUACCAUAUUGCUUGAGCCCAAGGUGUAAAACACUCCCAUAAAGAAGCAUCAUUCUGCUGGUGGUUGAUUUGCAAUUAGUAGAUGCUUGUGGCUAACAAUCCAAUUGUCAUCUGUUGUCAUUUUAAAUUUUUUUUUUUUUUUUUUUUUUUUUACUUUUUGGAGAGUAGGAAUGUAUACUAGUCCUUUAUUGAAAUGGAAAAAAUUGAACUGGAGCUGUCCAAAAGGAUAAACUUUAAGGUUGAUAUUAAUCCUUCAUGAGAGACUAUCUUGUGAGAUACCAGCUGGGUAAAUUGUAACAGUGAUCCAAAACCAUUUAUCUUCCCUCUUUCCUUCCUCUCACUUGGGAUCAUGCUGGUAGCUGCAGAGAGAGUAGCCCCUCCCCUGUAUACAAGUGACUUUACCUGUAAGCAUCUUUUGAACAAAAUUGACUAGUGUUGGUGGACUCCACUUAAUUUCACUUAUCAAGCACUUAUGGCAAAAGGCUCCUUUCUUUCUCUGCUAUAGAUUUAUCUUCCAUUAAAAAGGGUGGGAGGAUCUUACCUCGUCUAUAUGUCCUUUUUCUAAAAGAUAUUGCUAAGAAUGGCAUUAAAUAACUUUUGAGACUAGAAACACCUCUUAUAUGGCAAUAAAAAUUGGUCAUCCAACUUGCUUAUCUAAAAUGUAUAGUAUAUAAAAUAACUUCAUAAUUUUUUCAACCAAAACAUACCCAAUCAUGUAUUCAAAAACAGUGACCCCAGCUAGGAGAAUAGUCAGAGUUCUCAAAUAUGUAUUUUCUUGAAUGUUUAUAUUUUGUUUCUGUCCUGUGAGGGUUUUUUCCACCUCUUAAAGAGCUGAGCUGACAAGAAGUUAAAGUGAUGGUAGCCUUAGGGAACCAUCACUUGAUAGUGGUUGCUUAUGAGAGGUACUCUGGUUAGCCCUGUUUAGGAUUCCUUAUUAGAUGUCUGAUUGCCUGUGGCAUGUAGAUCUCUAAUUCACAAUGUAACUGCUCCCCUUCUCACAUCUAUGUAUAUUUGAAGUCUUUGGGCAAGUGUGGAACUUCUUAAUUUUUCAAGUUGGGUGAUUCUUACUCCAGAAAAGUUUCUUCAAACUGAAUUAUAAAUGCAGGCUUAUUACGACUUCAGAAGCAGUGUCUUUUAUACCAGUGCUGUGAACUACAUGUCAAUUGAAACGUGAAAAGUUAUGUAAAGCCUUAACCAAAUUGCCUUUAGUUCUUUGAUAAUGCUUUGAAGUACACAAGUAAUUGUCUGUCUGAGAAAUGACUUUGCAUAUUAAAUGAACUUUUUUUCCCCCCAAGCUCCCAGUGGGACUGGCUCUGUGGAAUGCUGCAAGUGCAAGAAAAGACCUUCAUAUGAACAAAUAUAAUAGCAGUGUGUUCAGCCUAUGGCCCAAAUUCUGCUCUGUUCAACCCACACAAAUACCACUGAGGUUGCAAAGGUGUAAAUGAGGGCAAAUCUUGUCCUUUCAGUUUGAAAAAUAUAUUUGCCCUGCAGUCUGAUUUAUCUGGGAAGUAGUCUGUAGGAUGCGAAUAUAUGUAAUUCUUUAUACUAACUGUUAGGAAUGUUAGCUGUCUGGAUUGUGAAAUGGGUGCAUCACCCCACAAACUGGUAAUGCUGCCGGUUCUGCUAGUAUCUCUUUAGCUUAAUAAUUGAAGUGGAUCUUCUGGAAGCCAACUUUGAGUGGAAAGGGCAAGCUCAACUUCAGUAGAGACAGUGUAGGGCUUUUUGUGGAAAGAACUCAACUACCUAAACCUGCUGUAGUCCAUAUGCCUUCCAGAAACAUUCACAAAGUACAGGCCAGCUGAGCAAACCUGCCUGGAGAGGUGGUGACUAGAUUAUGCAAGCAGAUGAAAUGGAGGAAGACUUCAUUGUAGACUGGAGGCAUGAUUCUUCUUUCACUUACCCUGGUGUGCAUAACUUCAUUGAAUCCAGGGAGUUCUUCUCUGAUGUAACCAACAUAAAUUAGAGGAGAAUCAGAACCUCGCUGAUUUAUGGGAGGCUAUUCUGCAUAAUUUUCAGUAACUGUUACUUCUCCAUAUUUUGUUUCUUCUGUAUAGAAGACUUCCUCAUUAAAGUAUGUGUAGAUUUUAGUCCUAUAUUAUAUAUCUUUCCCAGCAUUUUAACUGCAGAGUAAAGAAAUACUUUUAUUUCCCAUUAUCACCUGAUGGAUCCCUUCUAGUCUAAAGCAACUGGGGGUGACCCCCCUUUCUCCUCUCUCCCCAGUCCAUUUUGAUAACUUUACCUGAUUCCUCUAUUAAUAAACAGCUCAUUUCCCCCGUUGAAGGCAUAGUUAAGAAUUUGACAACAUGAAUGAAUAUUGAAUUACUCUCUAGAAAGAACCCCAGUCUUCAUAAACUUGUUUAAGGUAAAAGGAGUUUAUGGGGAGACUGUAAUUUUAUUCAUAGAAUGCUUGGGAGCAGUCAAGGUCCCAAUUACUUAAAAAAUAAAUACAUAAAGCCAGGAUUACUUAUUCUGUAUGGCUGCCAGCAGGUGAACUUGUAAAGAAUCCUUGAGACAGUUUUACUGGGUGGGGGUUUUGAUCAAAGCUUAUAAUUAACAUUUAUGAUGCACAAUAAAAGGACAAUUAAACAAUGCUUAAUGUAUGUCUUGGAAUCCCAUAAGGCUUUUCUUCUGUAGUAAUGAUAACAAUUUUGUAUUCACUUACAAAUCCACUCAUACUGGUAAAUCAGGAAGACAAAGCCUUUCAAAGUGGAACACAAUCUAGGUGAGCUUUGGUUCUUAUUGGUAUUCUGUUUGAAAUUUAGUAGCCUUAUUUCUUGUACCUGUAAUUUUGUGAGCAAAAGUAACUGCAGCAAUGGUUUGUUUAUCCACCUAUCUGAUUGCCCCAGAAUAUUAAGUAAUUACAGUUGCAAAAUUGUGCCCACAGUUACUUUUCAAGUGCAAAAAAAGGUAAUCUGGGUUUUAAAAACGGAACUGAUUUUUUUUUAAAGAAAAUGAACUACAAUGUUCCAGUUACAGUUGUGUUAAUCCCAAAUUUGUGUUGAUAACACAGAUUGGGAUUGGAUUUUUAGCACAGCAAUAGGUUGACUUUUUUUUUUUUUUUAAGAUCUUAAUUAAAAUCAAAACAAAUUUUAUUUGGAGUGUUUUAAAGUCCUCCAUUAGAACAAGAAGAUUUUCUUUCUGUCAUUUUAAAUUCUUUACUAAAAUAUUAAUUCUGUUUAGUGGGACAAUUCAACACGUCGUCUGGGAUUAACUCAACUUUAUUUUGAAGUUCACUUCAAAGGGUCCGUGGUCAAAAUAACCAUAUUCACUUGCAAUACUAUAAAAUCUGAAAAUCUAGCUAUCCUGUUUAUUCUUUUUCUACUUCAGGGUUUGGACAGUGUAACUAGGCUCAUAAAUUUCACUUGUGCUUUA